AUGGGGAACAGCAAGAGUCACCCCGGACAGGAGUUCUCCUCGCGGUUUCUCCCCGGGGAGCAGGCUGAGGUCAACAGGCUGUUCGAUGCUCUGUCGUCGGAGAAUCUUGGCUCAAGUACCUCGCACAGAUCCUUCUCUCUGCAGGCACUGAAGGCAAGGGGCCAUGUGGGGGACGCUCUUCCCCCAGAGAUGGUCACCAGACUGUUCGAGGGCAUGCAGAGGGUGGACGGCAGCAGGAAGGUGAAGGAGCCCAGCGAGCACAUCUCCCAGAAGCAGUUCACAGUGUCCAUGUCCCACCUGUUGAAAGGAACUGCCGAGGAGAAGAGUCUCAUGCUCCUGAACAUGAUUUCUGCCUCAGGAGGUCCUGUGAAGGCAAGAGAUGUCUACAAGUUUACAGAGGACCUGGUUGGCUCUGUGGUGCACGUGCUAAACUACAGACAGCAGCUGCGAGGCUGGAGUCAGAAGCCACCCCCAGGCUCCCCGUCCAGGGUGCAGGUGCUGGCUGCCCAGCUGUGCUCCGAGAUGAAGCUUCAAGGUGGCGGGAAGCUUCUGGGGCCUCAGUGGCUGGACUGUGACUGUGACGAGGCCGUGCUCGAGGACUGGGUGUUCCGGGCCCACCACGUGGCCACGUUUCUGAGCCUGGUCAUCCACCAGGGCUUCCUCCUCCUGUGCUCGACCCUCGAGCUGGCCACCCUGGUCCCCGAGCGCCAGGUGGACCGGCAGCGGGAGUUUGCCAGCCUCCUGGACGUCCUGUCCGUCAUCUACAUCAACUCACACCUGCCCCAGGAGCGGCGGCUCCGCUGGCGCCUGCUCUUCGCAACUGAGCUCCACGGGAACAGCUUCGCCCAGCUCUGUGGGCACAUCACACACAGGGGGCCCUGCCUGGUGUUGCUUGAGGACCGUGACGGCCACGUGUUUGGGGGCUUUGCCUCCUGCUCCUGGGAAGCCAAGCCUCAGUUUCAAGGGGACAACAGGUGCUUCUUGUUCUCCGUCUCCCCCAGCAUGGCCGUGUACACCUGCACGGGCUACAACAACCACUACAUGUACCUGAAUCAAGGGCGGCAGACUAUCCCCAACGGCCUGGGCAUGGGAGGACAGCAUGGUUACUUUGGGCUGUGGAUCGAUGUCGAUUUCGGGAAAGGACACAGCAAGGCCAAGCCUACGUGCACCACCUACGGCAGCCCUCAGCUGUCGGCCCAGGAGGACUUCCAGUUCCAGAAGUUGGAGGUGUGGGCGGUGGGAGACGCCCCGAAGGCAGAGCCGGCCAGGAAAACUAGGAGCAUUCUGGACGUCGACCCUGAGGCCCGGGCCCUGCUGAGAGUCAGUGGGCGGGGCUGCCACAGCGAAGGGCUCCGGGAGGUCCCUGAUGAGCAGUGA
This is a messenger RNA of Rangifer tarandus platyrhynchus (Svalbard reindeer), 1377 nucleotides long. NCBI's taxonomy places the organism in Eukaryota, Metazoa, Chordata, Mammalia, Artiodactyla, Cervidae. The record is from the annotation of a GenBank genome assembly.